GGUCAUGAAGGACGGUACCGGAGCAGGAGGGCCGGCUCCUUCCCGCGGGGACGUGUACGCGGACUAUGUCAAGUGUUACCUGGAGGAGCGGGCAGAGGUCGGGCCGUGCCGCGACCCCCAGCUGCUGAACAGGGCGGCUCAGUAUCUACUGAGCGAGGCGGAGACCGGCGGGACUUUCACAAUGUUCCCCUUUUACCAGGCUGUGACUGAGCGCUGUGAGGCUCAGAGCGACUUCAGGAAACACCUGUCCGCCUUCAUCAGAGCCUCAGAAGUGCUGGAAACUCUGUGCGUCAACCUGUUCCUGCAGCCAUGGAAGAAGGAAAUCAGGACACUAAAGACAUUUACGGCUCCAUUUGUUUACUGUCUUGAGCCAGUUUUCAGCAAUUCCACCAUACAGUCUGUCCUGGCCUCCAUUGGUUAUGUGCCUCAUACAGACCCCAAACAAUGUGAGUACAGGCUCAGUGAGGAUGUUAAUGCAGACAAAGCCAUGCUCGUUGGUUUUGAGCUGCUCUUGGCCAGAGUGGAAUGUAACCACUUCCUGGAACUUCAGGAGGAUCAACUGAGACCACAGGAGUGGCUCGAUGUUCUUCAGAGACGAGAGCGAGCUGUGAAACUGACUGAAUGCACGCAAAACAGGACGGCAACGGAACAAACGGAGGACGAGGAGGAAAAGAAGACGGAGGAGGAUAAAAAAGAGGUAGCUGCUGCUUCCUGAAACCUGCAGCUUUUCCCAGAGCCGGACAAAGUGCUUUACAGAGACCGACUGAAGACACACGAUACUGUGUGCAUUCAUUAAAACAAGUCCCAACAGUUUAAAAUGAGCACCCACACGAUAUUUGAUAUAAGAGUGACUG
This is a messenger RNA of Pundamilia nyererei, 854 nucleotides long. Its product is annotated as spermatogenesis-associated protein 2. NCBI's taxonomy places the organism in Eukaryota, Metazoa, Chordata, Actinopteri, Cichliformes, Cichlidae. The record is from RefSeq and is a predicted model, not a curated record. Gene Ontology annotation, cellular component: cytoplasm. The coding region runs from base 5 to 715 and encodes 236 amino acids. The transcript is spliced from 4 exons.